This is a messenger RNA of Girardinichthys multiradiatus, 3415 nucleotides long. Its product is annotated as sodium- and chloride-dependent GABA transporter 2-like. Gene Ontology annotation, cellular component: membrane. NCBI's taxonomy places the organism in Eukaryota, Metazoa, Chordata, Actinopteri, Cyprinodontiformes, Goodeidae. Gene Ontology annotation, biological process: sodium ion transmembrane transport. The record is from RefSeq and is a predicted model, not a curated record. The transcript is spliced from 14 exons. Bases 232 to 1986 code for a protein of 584 amino acids.
AGUUAAAACACACAUAUUUGGUUACAAUGUAUAAUCAAGGUGAAACAAAUGCCUAUGAAUAUUCAAGCUCUACAAAUGAAACGACACUCUUAGCCUGGAGAUAAUUUACAUUUCCACUAAAAACUGAUUAACCGUUCAUGCUGUUGCAUAUUACAUGGACUUAAACACUUAAGCACUUACACAAGGCUUGGAAAUCAAAAAGAGCAUUGGUUCCAGAGCAAACCUGUUGGUAUGUUGAAUGAAAGAUGUGCUCGGAAAGCGCUUCCACCAGAGGUGGAGGAGAGGGGACACUGGGCGAGUAAGGUGGAGUUUCUCCUGGCCGUGGCAGGAAAUGUUGUCGGCCUCGGCAACGUGUGGAGGUUUCCUUACCUCUGCUACAAAAACGGAGGGGGUGCAUUCUUGGUGCCAUAUCUGGUUUUUGUGGUGACCUGUGGUGUUCCCCUGUUCCUGCUGGAAACAACCAUCGGCCAGUACUCCCAGGAGGGGGGCGUCACCUGCUGGAGGAAGCUGUGCCCACUAGCAGAAGGUAUAGGCUUUGGAGGGCAGCUGAUCCUGCUCUACAGCUGCAUGACUUACAUCAUUAUUCUGUCCUGGGCUUUGCUCUACCUCGUGUUCUCCUUCAGCUCCCAGCUCCCAUGGGCCAGCUGCAACAACUACUGGAACACCGAGGACUGUGUGGACUUUUCAACAAACAGCACCUUCCAGUGGAUCAAUGGAACAAAUUCAACCUCAGCGGCCACAGAAUUCUGGGAACGGCGUGUCCUAGCAAUCUCAGGGGGGAUUGAGGAGCUAGGCAGCAUCAGGUGGGAGAUACUAUUGUGCUUGAUUGGAAUGUGGAUCAUCUGCUACUUUUGCAUCUGGAAAGGAGUCAAGUCCACAGGAAAGGUGGUGUACUUUACUGCCACCUUUCCAUACGUCAUGCUGGUAAUUCUUUUGAUUCGAGGACUGUCUCUUCCCGGUGCUCUUGAAGGAGUCGUUUUUUAUCUUCUGCCUGAUCCGUCACGACUGACUGACCCUCAGGUGUGGAUGGAGGCCGGAGCACAAAUCUUCUUCUCCUACAGUGUUGGUGUGGGCUCUCUAAUUGUGCUGGGCAGCUACAACAAACCAAACAACAACUGCUACAGGGACAGCCUAUGGCUGUGUUUCCUGAACAGUGGUACCAGUGUCGUAGCUGGGUUUGCAGUGUUCUCUGUGCUGGGAUUCAUGGCUCACGAGCAAGGCAUUCCCAUUGCAGAGGUGGCAGAGUCAGGUCCAGGCCUGGCAUUCAUCGCAUACCCCCAGGCAGUGGCCAUGAUGCCUCUGCCCCAGCUUUGGUCCAUCUUCUUCUUUGUCAUGCUCAUCCUCUUGGGUCUGGACACACAAUUUGUUGUCAUGGAGGUGAUAAUGACGUCCAUCAUGGACAUGUUUCCCAGAGUUAUGCGACGGAGAGGACGUCGGGAGAUCUUCCUCCUCCUGUUCUGUCUAAUAUGCUUCUUCUCCCAACUCGUCAUGAUCACAGAAGGAGGGAUGUUUGUGUUCCAGCUGUUUGACUACUAUGCAUGUAAUGGAGCCUGCAUCCUCUUCCUCUGUGUGUUUGAAACUCUGUCAAUGGGAUGGGUGUUUGGAGCAGAUCGGUUGUACGGCAUCAUAAAGGACAUGACAGGGGUGCACGCCAAUCCAUUCUUCAAAAUCUGCUGGCUUUACCUCACACCACUGGUCUCACUGGGAUCUUUCGUAUGUUCUUUAGUCCAGUACCAGCCUCUGACCUUUAAUCGCUGGUACACGUACCCGUCCUGGGCUUACGUGUUGGGCUGGGUACUGGCUCUCUCCUCCAUCCUGCUUGUACCAGGAUGGGCAUUUUACAAGCUGGCUACUGGGAGUGGCACACCCAGGCAGCGCCUCCAGUACUUGUGCAAGCCUGCUCUUGAUGACUCACCAACCCAAACGAGAGGAACCGAGCUACAAAACAUGGUUAUUGAAUUGCUGCAGCCAUUCAAGACCAACUGACAGCAGAUGUACAGACUGGUGCAACUGGAACUCUGUUUAGUAUUCAGCCCAAAACUAAGAAACUUCAUGAUCAGUGGAUGAGGAAAAGGUUAUCAAGGUCCCAGCAUCCUGUCAAUGAGAUUUACCAAGCUUACGAAGAACAUUCCUUUCAGAUUAUAUUCAUCUCCUGUGGUUUCUUUAUGUAAAGAUUAACAAAUUCCCUGGAUUGUAUUUUUGUUUAUCUUGUUCAGUUAUUAUUUUCCCUAUUGUGACCCAGAAACAUGGCUUGGGAAAUGAUAACCUGCUUCUGUUGACACACAUAUUGGCACUCAAUAUUUGCCCUCUUAAAGAGAUACUUCAGGUUUUCUGAGCAAAUAUUCAGUUAAAGGUUGUGAGCAGUUCAUUUCUUACUAGCAUUAGAUAACUAACUCCUUCGAUCUUUAUUUAGCAGACAAUAAAGUGAAUUCUUAAAGCUAACCUGAAGCUAGCUAGCUCAAGAGAACCCAACCAAUCCAGUUCUAACAUCCCAAAAACAUCAGAUGUUUAUGUGAAUUAUGUUUUGUGAACCUUUAAAUUAUCCUUACUUUUGCGUUGGGUGGGUAUUUAAACAGAAGCUGAUGGUAAUUUACCCUGAAAAUGGAAGUAGGAGGCAGUGCAGUAUCAAGUCUUCCUGUGUUAAACACACACAAAGAAUAGAACAUGUAAUGGGUUCCUGGUAACUGUAAAAAAAACGAAAAGUGUAACAGUGGUUUAAGUGAAUUAAAUUAUAUUGAUUUUCACAAUGCCUUGCAGAGAACAGAACCAUUUUACAUGUUCUGUUUUCAGUACAUGUUCCCCACAGGAGACUCACCAGUGGUGCACUGCCCCCAACCUCUAUUUCCUGUGCUAAUAAAUGAGCAGGUUCUGUGUAAAUAAUCCUCCAAUACAAACAUCACCUGUUUUUAAGUUCAUAAAGACAGUGAAAGUACGCUUUAGUCUUCUCACAAACUGUUAGCUUCAGCCUCCAAACCUCAUACCUUUUAACAGAACCCCAGGUUUCAAAUUCUUUGACUCUAAUGAUUUAAGAAAAUGGACAAUAAGAAAAACAAUUUGGAUUCAUAAGAGAAUUUGUGUCUUUUCAAAAUAACCAGAAUUGGCAGGAAAUUACAUUUACACUUGAAUAACAGGCAAGCAGUAUUUUUAUCUACCAAAAAAUAAUAUUUAUAUGUGAGUGACUUCUUAGGGCCUAUCCAGUUUUCUUUUCAGAAAUACAGGAAGGAAAGUGUAAUGUCAAGACAUCUACACGAGUAAAUAUGAGAAAAGCUAAUUUAGUAAUACUACACUAGAAAUAUACAGAUAUACAAACAUGAGACUCGUUUCUUUCCAUAUACUGCUUUAUUUAAAUAGUUGGAAGUUCUGAAAAUUUAUCUGUAAAUCACUUGAAAUAUAAGAAAUGUGACUCUGGCUGUCA